Molecule: messenger RNA, 228 nt
Organism: Aspergillus heteromorphus CBS 117.55
Lineage: Eukaryota; Fungi; Ascomycota; Eurotiomycetes; Eurotiales; Aspergillaceae
Exons: 2
Coding region: 1-228 (75 amino acids)
Source: RefSeq, a predicted model, not a curated record
AUGAUUCCACCCCAUCACCACCACCACAACCACCUCCCCCCCUCGACCGCCAACAAAACCGCCCAUCUCGCCGAAUUACGGGCCCGCGUCCCCGACCUCCAGAACGAAAUCAACGUCUUCCUGACCGCGCGCAUGGAGGACGAUAAGAAAGCCGCGGGGCAGACGGACGAGAAGGAGAGUCGCGAGGAGGAGAAUUACGGGGAGGAGGUGGUUGAGGAGGAUGCUUGA